Molecule: messenger RNA, 987 nt
Organism: Acanthoscelides obtectus
Lineage: Eukaryota; Metazoa; Arthropoda; Insecta; Coleoptera; Chrysomelidae
Source: the annotation of a GenBank genome assembly
AUGACCUUGAGCCCCCACCUAGCUUCAGUAUAUGGUGUGAUGCCGAAUUGGGAAAAGCGGCGCGAUCAUGGCAUCUGGCUUAGAUUUGGUGACAAAGACUAUGAGCAAAAGCUCAGAAAAUGGUUCGAUGAAUUGGAAUCUGAUGACGAACAAAAAGACUCUUCUGAUUUAGAAGUUUCCAAUGACGAAACAUUACAGGAAGAUGAAAUUAUAGAAGAUGACUGUUCUUCCACUUUUGAGCAAGAAUAUGUUUCUUCAGAUCAUGAAGAAGAGGACAGUGAAUUAGAAAUGGAGUCGGUAGACCAAGAUUCGAAUUCGAGCCGCGAUAAUGUGCAAAGUGAUCAUGUUACAGGUGUAGUCAGUUAUAAAGGUAAAAACGGUUAUAUUUGGAAGUCCGAAGAACCCAAUAAAGCUCUAAGAACGCCCAAACAUAGCAUUAUAAUCAAAUUGCCCAGUCUUAAACCAGCAGCAAGUCGUUUGGGGAACAGUCCUGAUGUUGGUGAAAUUUGGAACCUUUUAUUCGACAACGAGACGCUAAAUGAAAUCGUAUUGAGAACAAAUGAAAAAUUGGAAAUAGUAAGAUCUACCCACAGGAACUCUAAUACCACAGAUUACAAGAAUACUAACCUUAUUGAAAUAAGAGCUUUUAUUGGUCUUCUUAUGCUAACAUCUAUAUUCCGGUCGAACCAUGAAAAUAUGCUAUCAUUAUUUUCAAAUACGUGUACAGGUCGUCCCAUAUUCAGAGCAGUAAUUUCUUCCAAAAGAUUUGAAAAAUUACUCAAAUGUAUAAGGUUUGAUGAUGCUUCCACUAGAGUCCAACGGUGUCAGGAGGACUCAGCAGCGGCAAUAUCCUUUCUAUUGAACCGUUUCAUCGAUAAUUCACAAAAAUGCUUCAAUUUGGGUCCAACAACAUGCAUCGACGAAAUGUUAAUCAGUUUCCGAGGGCGAUGCUCUUUUAAAAUGUACAUGCCUAACAAACCCGCUUAA